Messenger RNA from Penicillium chermesinum, 2496 nucleotides. RefSeq names its product protein arginine N-methyltransferase. The transcript has 5 exons. The coding region runs from base 1 to 2496 and encodes 831 amino acids. Gene Ontology annotation, cellular component: cytosol; nucleus. The record is from RefSeq and is a predicted model, not a curated record. Gene Ontology annotation, biological process: peptidyl-arginine N-methylation; regulation of DNA-templated transcription. Lineage: Eukaryota; Fungi; Ascomycota; Eurotiomycetes; Eurotiales; Aspergillaceae.
AUGGAAAGCUACGGCUCCGACGAGGGGGCGCCUAGCUUCUGCAUUGGGAACCAUGAGACAAGUCGCUCUCUCCCUAUUACCUCUCAGGUGGUACGGAUAGCUCAUGAAAGUAAUUAUGAUAUGCUGACAGCUCCCAUAACGAAUCAACACUUCCAUUCUCGCGUGCUCGGGCUCUUGUCUUCGUAUCUCUCUACAUUGCAGUCUCCAGACGAGGCAACUAGCCAGCUAGUCGGAAUCACUAGCAGCUGGAUUGACCUCUGUUCACCAGAUCCUCUCAUUGCGGACUUGUCCAGGCAGGUCUUGAUGCUUGAGGUAGCCUAUGCUGCGUUCUGCGGGAUCGGAUAUUUGCUCCUACCGGGCCCUAAAUUGCACCAUGGCGACAUGCACUCUGAGGGGGUCAUUUACUAUGCGCGCGCUAUCCAAGAUGCAAUUAGCCUUGGACCAUAUAUUCAAUUCCAUAUCUGGCUGCCUAUGGUGAACAAUCCCGAACUCGAAGUCGACACGGUGGGUGAUCUUGCCCCGCUGGCCCGGGGGGAGUUCUUGCUACCAAUUGAUGGAGCUCUUCCGAAAGUCGAUCUUUUCGGAACUUGGGAUGCUUGGGACCUGAUUCGCAAGGUUUGCAAAUACCAUACUCGGUUAUUUGUUGCUCUAUCCAUGCCGAGUAGACUCCCGCCCCUAUCUGUCCAGUCGCGAUGGCAUUCAGAACCAGUACACCUUCUCACGAUAGCUGCUGCGUGUUUCCUCAAGAACCAGAAAGGAUUCCCUGUUCUGUCGAAGGGUCAUCAGGCUCUGAUUGCAAAGUUGAUGCGUCUUCGUACUCCACCGUGGAUUCUUCUCUGUGACGUUGGCCCAGUCCCUGGCAUUGACACGGACGAUGCCGACGCCCCCCAAUCUCCUCUUUCUGGAACCGAAUAUCCCAGCCUGUCGCAAGUCGUGGGAUCCACGAAAAAGCACCAUGACCCUACCCCUCACCUUUCAUAUUUGCGAAACCUCCAGAACCGACAACCCCCUCGCACACCGAUAGAGAGAUUUGGGACAGGGUAUCAGGAUUAUCUUCAGGCCCCGCUACAGCCACUCACCGUCAACCUGGAGAGCAUCACGUAUGAGGUAUUUGAGAAAGACCCUAUUAAGUACGAGUGGUAUGAGCGUGCAAUUGAAAAGGCCCUCAGAGACUGGGCGGAUCAAAAGAAGCCAACAUCACACCCCGAUGGAAAGGUCGUCCUUGCGGUCGUCGGUGCCGGUCGUGGGCCUCUUGUGACGCGGGCCCUCAAGGCUAGUGCCAAAGCCGGCGUUGAGAUAGACAUGUGGGCUGUUGAGAAGAAUCAAAACGCAUUUGUUCUCCUGCAGCGUCACAACGAGACGAUCUGGCAUGGUAAAGUUAAUCUUGUCCAAUCAGAUAUGCGAAGCUGGAAAGGUCCUCGGGUGCGCAAAAGCGCCCCGGAAGAGACCAAUGAACCGAUCGGAGGAUCCCUGGGUAUCGAGGACUCCCUUCUCUACACUCCCAAAAAGAGCGAAAAUGACCCAGGCCGAGCAUCUGAUCUCAUUGACCCUACAGCAUCUGGACUCACGCACACACAUGUGGAUAUCGUGGUGUCGGAACUUCUUGGAUCCUUUGCCGAUAACGAGCUGUCACCGGAGUGUCUAGAUGGCGUGAAUCACCUCAUCAACCCUGUUCACGGUAUCUCCAUUCCAGCCUCAUACUCGGCCCAUCUCACCCCAAUCUCGGCCCCGAAGCUGCACGCGGAUAUCUCGCUCCAAAGCGUGUCCAAUCCAACAGCGCCUGAAACACCUUACGUAGUUAUGCUCCAUGCUGUCGACUACCUGUCCUCUCGGAAUCCCCCUUCCGAGGUCGAUCCAGCAGCUCAAAAUAACGCAAACCGUUCAUCGAUGCCAUCUGGGACCACACCUGCUACGGAAUUUGCAACUCCUUUUGUCCAAACUGCGUGGUCGUUCUCUCAUCCGAACCCAAAUAUUCCCUCCCAGCCUCAAAGUCAGUCGACCGUUUCGAAUUCACACAAUGUUCGCCAAACUCGCCUUGAGUUUCCUGUGCGGCACCGGGGUGUUUGCCACGGCAUUGCUGGUUACUUUGAGACGGUUUUGUAUGGCGAUGUUGAGCUUUCAACUAACCCAGUGACCAUGGACGCGAAAAGUGCCAGCAUGAUAAGCUGGUUCCCUAUCUACUUCCCAUUAAAGACUCCUUUGAAUGUCCCAGACAAUGGAGAGAUUGUGAUUACAAUGUAUCGCCAGACCGAUAACCGAAAGAUUUGGUAUGAGUGGAUGGUCGAGGUGUUUAGUUUGGAACGAAUUGCGACGCCUACCAUGAAACUGCCCAGUCCGACUGGCGGGGUUAGGCCGGGCUCUCCAAGCGUGGACAGCGUUCGAAGCAAGGCUGGGCCGAAGGAGCAGGUCGACGAUGGUGUCAAGCCAAGGUACCGUCGGGUGCGGGUGGGAUUGAGCGAUUUACACUCCAGCAUUAAGGAGGGGUGCCUGAUGUGA